Mesorhabditis spiculigera is the source of this 1083-nucleotide messenger RNA. NCBI's taxonomy places the organism in Eukaryota, Metazoa, Nematoda, Chromadorea, Rhabditida, Rhabditidae. The record is from the annotation of a GenBank genome assembly.
AUGUACGAAUUCCACCGCGAGGUGAAGCUCAACCAGGGAGCCGGAGGGUCCUUUUCGAACAACAUUUCUGUGCAUUAUCACGAGGGCAAAAAUAUCACUUAUGGAUCGGUGUCGCACAGGAGUACGGUGAGCGUCUUCACAUGGGACCUAAAACUUGAAAAUAUCACACAAGAAAACUGGCCAGUUCGAGAUGUCAAUACGGAUAGGCAGUGUAUGGUAAUUCAGGCAAAAUUCGUCCACCCAAGCUGCCGAACAAAUCCACUCCUUGUCAUGGCUACGAACACAGGAGCUAUGGUGUACUGCGCAAAAUCGCAGAAACUGUUGGCCUGGAACCCGCUUGAUAUUGCUAUGUCAGAAGUAUUAGUAUGCAACGAGUCGACCCUCUUCACAAAAGGCAUCACAUGGGUUGACAACACCGUACUUGUCGGCUCGUACACCGGCGAGAUUCUGGUGUUCCAGUGCAGCGGGGAGAAUAGUGUGAAUGUGAAGAAGCCGUUGAUGGAGCACCGAGAACCGAUCUGCGAUCUCGCGACCUGCCGAUUUGACGACCUGACCUGUUCGGCGGAUAUGGGCGGAACUGUGAUAGUUUGGGGCACGAAGUGCAAGAGCGCUGCGAAGAAGAUUAGUACAGAGCAGCCCAUCAACGCCAUCAACGUCCUGCGAAAACAGUGCAUAGUCGGAACGAUUCGAGGAAAAAUGCUGCUCUACGCGACGCAGAACGGCGCCCUAAUGGCGGAAAUUGACUGUCAUUGCCGGGCAGUUACGCAGAUUUCCGUGGCUCCGGAGAGCGCCUAUAUUUUAACCGGCGGCGAAGACGGAACUUACCGGAUCUUCAAGUUACAUACCAGGAAACCGGAUGCGUAUCAGGUAGAAUGGCGGCACUCAGACUCGAUCCCCGACGAGAUGCUCUCCGGAUGCCAAUUUACGAAUGGUAGAGGCUCAGGGAUUGUUUUUGUAUCGUACGACCAUGGCGGGGUGCUCUUCUACCGUAUUGCCAAGAAGGGAAGGCCAGACGAUAAAGAGGAAAAACCUCCAGUUCGAGAAGUUCAAGAAGAACCGGAAGCACCCCCGCCUUCGGAGGCA